UUUCAUUUACUGGAUUUCUGUUUUUGUUUUGGAAAUUUUAGAAGUGUGUUGAAUUGCUAUGAACUGUGCACUAUUCAUGGUGGUGUUUGCUGAUUACAGGUGCCCCAAGUGCGUAGAACUAAAGCUUCGCCGUGAAGGUGCUGCUUUCUGUUCCCAAGAGUGUUUCAAGGCAUCCUGGAGUUCCCAUAAAUUUGUUCACUUGAAUGCAAAAUCUUCUUUAAUUGCAUCUGAAAGUUAUAGUGAACAGAACUUGGGUCUGCCGGGUGACGGCUGGCUCUACUGCUUGAUAGAAGGACAAGCACAGACACCAAAACUUCCACAUUUUGACUGGACCGGGCCAUUAAGACCAUAUCCAAUGUCACAGAAACGUAUAGUACCUACUCAUAUUGAUCAACCUGACAAUUAGUUUGAAUGUUAAGAUACUUUAGCAAUAUACAAG
Salvia miltiorrhiza (redroot sage) is the source of this 439-nucleotide messenger RNA. RefSeq names its product methionine aminopeptidase 1A-like. The record is from RefSeq and is a predicted model, not a curated record. The transcript is spliced from 3 exons. Lineage: Eukaryota; Viridiplantae; Streptophyta; Magnoliopsida; Lamiales; Lamiaceae. The coding region runs from base 59 to 406 and encodes 115 amino acids.